AUGUACAAGUUAAUAUUACUCGUUGCAAUUGUUUCCAUGGUAAUUCCAGCAAUUAAGGUCCAAGGUGAGAGAGCUCCUUUGUUACCACAAUGUAAGAAUGUAACAUGUGCACUUGAUAGCAUAUGUGUUUCAUGUUAUGGAUCACCAGCUGUUUGUAUGCCAAUGUGUCGUUUCCUAUCAUGUCCAGCAAACUUUAUGUGCUCCAUUGCCAAGAGUCCAACUGGAUUGUAUGAACCACAUUGCAUUCCUUAUGUAGCUCCAGCUUCCUCAGAGGCCUCUUCAUCCGAAUCUUCAGAGUCCUCUUCAGCUGCCUCCUCAGAGCCUGCAUCAUCCGAAGCAUCUGCCUCCUCACAGCCUGCAUCCUCCGAAGCCUCUGCCUCCUCCCAAGCCUCGGCCUCCUCUCAAGCCUCUGCCUCCUCCUCAGAUUCCUCAUCCAACUCUACUAAUGUAACAAAU
Messenger RNA from Acytostelium subglobosum LB1, 456 nucleotides. RefSeq lists its product as hypothetical. Lineage: Eukaryota; Evosea; Eumycetozoa; Acytosteliales; Acytosteliaceae. The annotation marks the transcript as partial. The transcript has 2 exons. The record is from RefSeq and is a predicted model, not a curated record.